Acromyrmex echinatior (Panamanian leafcutter ant) is the source of this 1671-nucleotide messenger RNA. It is a transcript of the gene eIF2Balpha, whose product is annotated as eukaryotic translation initiation factor 2B subunit alpha. NCBI's taxonomy places the organism in Eukaryota, Metazoa, Arthropoda, Insecta, Hymenoptera, Formicidae. The record is from RefSeq and is a predicted model, not a curated record. Gene Ontology annotation, biological process: translational initiation. Gene Ontology annotation, cellular component: eukaryotic translation initiation factor 2B complex. Gene Ontology annotation, molecular function: guanyl-nucleotide exchange factor activity; translation initiation factor activity.
AAACUAGGCUCAUGUAAUCCUUUUGGUUUCUGGCCAAGUUUACCUCGUUAACAAGGACCACGGGCUCUAUUCUUGAAUAGUAUCGCAUACGUAAAACUAGGGAAAUAUUACCUUUGAAAGUAUAUCUUUAAAAUGAAAAUAUCGGUAAAGCUGUACACUCAUUGGAUAUCGCAUGUCACACGUGACGAAUAUCGCUCUGGUGUGCCAGAGCCAUAAUCCUUCCACCAUGAUCUGAACAUAACCUUGGAUCGGUGGCGCAAUCAGGUUUUAGAUGGGUGUUUCAAAUUUUGAUGCUGACAACACAUAAUAUUUUAUGCAAUAUCUUAUAUAUUAAUGCUGAAUAUAAAGUAAAUUUGCUUCUGUUUCGUUAAUUUAUUGUCAUCAAUCAUCACGAUCAUUUACAAUCAAAAUAAUAGGUCAUAAUGGAUAAAGAAGAAAUAUGUCAAUACUUCAACAGCAUUAUAAAAAAUGAGAAAGAUGUUUCUGCUGGCAUGGCUGCCAUUCGCACCUUAUUAAAAGUAUUAAAACAUUCUAAAUCAGAGACAGUUCAGGAGCUUCGAAUUUGCUUACAGCAUGCAAUUGACGCUAUGCGCUCCACAGAAACUCCGGUCACCGCAAUUGCUUCAGGAAGUGAAUUGUUUCUCCGUUUCAUCACAUUAGCGACAUUGGAUACAUCUUCAAUCGCAGAAUGCAAAGGGAUCAUGUUGGAAAGAGGAAAAGUAUUCUAUGAGAAAUUAGUUGCAGCUCGAGGAAAAGUAGCCAAGGUUGCAGCACACUUUAUUACUGAUGGCUCGACUAUACUUACGCAUUCAAAAUCAAGAGUAGUGCUGCAAGCAAUGAAGGAAGCUGCUGCAAAUAAUAAAAUAUUUGAAGUAUAUGUCACAUCAACAUCACCUGACAAUAAUGGAGAAGAGAUGUGCCAGAGCUUAACAAAGUUGGGAAUAUCGUGUACAGUGAUACUAGACUCUGCAGUAGGAUAUGUGAUGGAACACAUAGAUAUGGUAAUGGUUGGAGCAGAAGGUGUUGCAGAAAGUGGUGGUGUGAUUAAUAAGAUAGGUACAUAUACAAUGGCUAUGUGUGCAAAAGAGGUGAAAAAACCAUUUUAUGUACUGACAGAAAGCUUCAAAUUUUCGAGAAUCUAUCCUUUAAAUCAAGUAGAUUUACCUAAUGAAUUUAAGUAUACAUAUAGUGUACUUUUAAGUAAGAAUUUGAAAAAGGAGCACCCCUUGGUAGAUUAUACUCCACCUCACUACAUCAGUUUGUUGUUCACGGACUUGGGAAUUCUAACACCAUCAGCUGUUAGUGAUGAACUCAUAAAAUUAUACUUAUAAUUUGGAGGCUUUUCUGAGUGAUAACGUCGAUAUGUUCUGGCCCCCCAGAUUUAAAUCCUUUGGACUACUACAUAUGGAGCGUAGUUAAAAGAAUCACAAACAAGUCUGGGCAUCCCAAUGUGGCGUCAUUAAGGAUCACUAUUGAAACAGCAUACGUCGGCAUGGAUAACGCUACAUUACAGCGUGCAUGCGAACGCUUCAGGUCGAGAAUAGAAACCGCCAUUCAAACUAAUGAGGAAUAUAUCGAAUAAUUGUGCUCUAUAGAGAUCCUCCAAGUGCCAAGGAUUUUUUGUAAUAUUUAAUUUUUCAUUAAAAACAUUUUGUUUAAAGAAAUUGUUCG